GGUUGGGCCACCGGCUAGAAGGGGGCCGAGGAGGGGAGAAGCACACCACAUGGGGUGGAUUCGGAGGCCCUGUCGGGGGGAAGUGUGAGCCCCAGACUCCUCACCUAGAGGCCACGCUGCCUGGGGCUGUUCCCGCAACUUGCUCAGAGAGUCCAGGGUUAUUGUUUAAAAUGUUUACUCAUUUAUUUUGAGACAGACAGCAAGUGAGGGAGGGGCAGAGGCAGAGGGAGAGAGAAUCCCAAGCAGGCUCUGUGCUGGCAGCACAGAGCCCGACUCGGGGCUCGAGCUCAUGAAUCGUGAGAUCACGGCCUGAGCCGAAACCAAGAGCCGGAUGUUUAACUGACUGAGCCACCCAGGCGCCCCAGGUUAUUGAGAGGAGCAGGCCCAGUGAGGCCCCGAGGAAGCAGAAGGGUGGCUAGGGUGGAGCUUUGUGGGGACGCAAAGGGGAACGGACAGCCAGCAGGCCGUCCCCUCCCGUGAACCAGAGAGGAAGGAGGAACGCUGACCAGGAGGCCCGGAUGGAGAGGCGGCCUCCGUGGUGUCGGGCCCCGCCAGACCCGCUCUCGGGCCCCCAGCUCCUGGGUUUGCUCCUGUUUCCCUGGACCCUGCAGCUCGCAGAUUGCCUGUCACCGCUGUCACCCUACGUCGGCAGCGCUGAGUAGUUGCGAGAGAGACCAUCUGGCCCAUGAGGUGUAAGAUGUUUACUCUCUGGCCCUUUACGGAGCACGUCCGCCAGCCCCCGCUGUGGAGCGUCCCAUUGGAUGAACUCACCGCAAGUCAGUUAUGAUCCACACUUCACGCGCUUCCUGUCUGUGGCUAUGAACACUCAUGUGUGGUCUCCGGCCCUUGUGUGUUCAGUGCGUCCAGGGGACACGUUCCCGUUAAGGCUGCUUCUUUCCAAGCGGACUGUGAGCUUCGGGGGGGCUGGAAACCAUGCGGACUUUCGUGGUUCGAAUCCUCGACCCCCAGCUCGGUGCCUGGUCCUCGGGGGAGGUGCCGGAGAUACCACAGCAGGAAGGACUCAAGUCCUCAGCCACAGACAACCCCGGGAGGCGGUCCAAGAAGGCUGGGUGGAGACUGAUGCCUCCAGGAGAGGGAGCUGGGUCCAGGGGCAGGAGGUGGGCCCCGGGCUCCUCAGCUCAGGAGGACAGUUGGUGACCCACAUCGGCGCCCCCAUCAUGGUCUCUCUGGCCAACGAGGCCAUCUCCUUUGGCUGCAAAAUCUCCUACCCGCACACCCCCGAACUGAAGGAUUUCACAGCCUGGUACUUUCACGUGGACCUUCAGAGUCAGAGGAGCUCCGAGAAGCAGAUCAACUGCUCAGCCCACCCGGUCCAAGAGAACCAGACGCACAGCCUGAAAUGCUGGGUCACGCCCCAGCUGCCCAAUGCGUCAGCCACCGGUACCUACUACUGCUCCGUGCACUGGCCAAACUUGAUAAGAAUCAGCAAAGGAAUCUUCAUCCUGGUCCGAGACACAGGGUACCGAGAGCCCCCACAGGGCGCCCAGAAGCUUCUGCUCUUUUGCUUCACGGGCCUCCUGACCCUGCUGAGCAUCUUGGUCACGGCUCUGCUCCUCUGGAAGAAGGGACAGAUGCGGGCUCCCCCGAAGCGCCUGGACCCCGGCACCGCCCACGGCCAGGAGCAGCCUGUGGCCGAAUCCAUCUACGCAUCUCUACAGGGCAGAGACACUGAAAUCUACUCCUGCAUCCAGACCGUGCCCAGCAGCCUGCCCCCCAACCCAGAGCCUUGUCUCCCAGGAGAAAAUGCACAGAUUUACGAAUGACAGCGAAUUUAACCUGGUCUAUGAAAAUCUCUAAGAUGAGCUCCACGGGCCCUUCGGUCUCGCCCUGGAUCAGAUGCCCCACAGCAGCUCCUCCUUCCACAGGACCUGUCCUAUCCCAGGAGUGAGGCCCCAGGGGCAUCCCAUUACCUUGCCCCUACAUUCAAGGCACUUCCGGCCUUGGUCUGCCCCCUACCCCCUCCUUCCGUGUCCCAGCCAGACCCACCGGUCACAGCGUUUCACAUCUGGCCUUUGCCCCGACUGUCCCUUCUGCCCGGGAGCCCUUCCUCAGUCCUCACAGGCUCUCCUCAACACAGCCCCUCCCCAAGCCCUCCGCACCCUUUCAUGGGCUCUCUGGGCGCCAGCCUGCACCAUGGCCUGAGCCGGCGAGGCCAACCGUGAGCUCCUCGGGGAGGUUCCCAGCAAAGGACCCUUGUCGGUGCCGUGAGCGCAAGCAUCCGCAGGGAUGAAUAAAGGAACGAUUACACAAAUACCCCACCUCCGUGCCCCUGCCCGGCUAGGUCAAAGGCACCAGGCGGCGGCCGCACAAAGUGGAGGAGGGGGCUGGCACAGGAGGAAUGGGGUGUGGGCCCGAAGGAGCUGUGCAGAGGCAGGGCUGGGCUCUGGGACAGAGCCAGAGGCCAAGGAGGUGGCUGAGUGCCGGUCAUCAGGCUGGGGGCCUGGAGGAGGGCAGCUGAGGAAGCAGAUCCGGCACAUUUGGGGCAGAUGCUGGCCAAACGGGCUGAACCUCCUGAAGCUCUCCAUCCCCCAACGGGGACCCCAAAGCCAUCUCCCAUCGGCCUGGCCCUCUACACGCUCUGCCGACACCUGCAGCCCUCCUCCACCCUCAGGGCCUCAGCGACUUCUCCUUCCCCCAGAGCCCUCACCGUCUGAUCUACGCGGACGCCACCCACCUCCUCCCUCUGUCUGCCUUGUGCACCUGCCCCAGUGCUUCGGGGCACCUCCUCACACGCUCUAGCCGAGUGGUUUGGUGCCUGGGGCUCCUCUGGGCUGCAGGAGGGCCCCCUCGAUGUGGCCACAGCGCAGGCCCCGUGCAGACAGUGGCCCUCAGUGCUUGCACAGAGCCGUUUCUGGGGCUCCAAGUCCUCAGCAGCCCUGCUGGAACCCAUUACACAGGCAGGAGGGGGCUAAGGUGGGGAUCACCUGGGCUGUUGGGCUCUGCUCCUUCCCUCCCCUGCUCUCCUCCACCCCUGCUGCUCUCCGAGAUCUCAUUUGUAAAAUCCUCCCUCCCACCCCCGCGCUCUUCCCAGAGGUCCUUGAGGGAGGGGCCCUUGCACACAAACCCCAAACGUGUCUAGGGACGCUGGGGGGGCCCAAGGCAUGAGCCCCGGCCCUGGUCCCUGAGCCAUACUGGGCAGCUUGAAGGCAGCACUGGGUCUGCAGGUCAGGCCCUUCCCUCAGGGUAGAUGGGCUGAGGGGUCUUGGGGGAGGGGAAGCAGUAGACUGGCAUUCGAAAGAAAUCCCGGCCCCUCUGCUAGGCUGGCCCGCAGCCUCCUUGGGCCCACAGGACAGGGCAGCCCACAGCCUCCAAGCUUGGUUCUGAGCCUGGUCUGUGAGCACAGCGCAAGGAAGGCUCUAGUGGGAUUAUAAGGCUGAGUGGAGAGGGCCCUGCUCACCAGGAGGCUGGAGUUGAAUGAAUUCCUUGCCUGUUCAGGGGGCGAAGCUGCCUGCAGAAGUGUCUUCCAGGCUCCGGACUCCAACAGGCAGACUCCAACAGCCCGAGGCAGAGGCCAGGG
This is a messenger RNA of Acinonyx jubatus (cheetah), 3538 nucleotides long. RefSeq names its product NFAT activating protein with ITAM motif 1 (gene NFAM1). The transcript is spliced from 7 exons. The record is from RefSeq and is a predicted model, not a curated record. Gene Ontology annotation, biological process: regulation of B cell differentiation; B cell receptor signaling pathway; positive regulation of cytokine production. Gene Ontology annotation, molecular function: transmembrane signaling receptor activity. Gene Ontology annotation, cellular component: membrane raft. NCBI's taxonomy places the organism in Eukaryota, Metazoa, Chordata, Mammalia, Carnivora, Felidae. The coding region runs from base 762 to 1784 and encodes 340 amino acids.